Messenger RNA from Rotaria sordida, 918 nucleotides. Lineage: Eukaryota; Metazoa; Rotifera; Eurotatoria; Philodinida; Philodinidae. The record is from the annotation of a GenBank genome assembly.
AUGUUUAAUAUUGUUCAUAUUAUUAAUAAUUGUCGAUCAGAGUUUCUUGCUGCACAUCAUGAUUAUAUAGAAAAAUUUCAAGUUAUUGAACUUCAACAAGAAUUAACAACAAUACAACUACAUUUAAUUCGUUUUCUUUUCUCCGAUUGUCUUGAAUAUAUAUGUGAAAAGCAUUCGGUAUGAAAAUAUAUUCCACUUAUUCAAUUGGGGAAUAUUCAAAGUUUAUUUGAUAUUAAUCCGUCAUCAUUAGCAAUUGAUGAUAAAAUUAUUGACUGUUUUUGUUUUUUGUGGAACUCACAUUACGUCUUUCUUUUCGAAGAAAAAUAGAAUAAGUGUAAGUUUUAGAGACACGCGACACAAAAAUUUAGACGUUUGCUGAAUUCUUACUCAUCAUGUUUUCAUUAGAAUCUAUUUCACAUUUCUCAUGGCAUCCUGAUGGUGAUCAUUUAUGAAUGCGGUCAUUAUAGACUUUUACUUUAAGAGUACCAACUAUGAGAGAUCAGACCCAUACUCAACGAGUUCUAUCGAGAACUAUGAUAAAAGCAGUUAUCUCAACUGGCACUAAAGUUUAUAUAGUUAAAUAUUGUAUGACUUUAAGUGUAUAAAUAAAAAGAAAACGAAUAUUGAAGAAGUUUUUAGAUGUGAUACGAUUCAACAGUGGAGUAAUUUUCUCUAGACAAAAACCCAUACUCACACCCUUUACAGGAAAUGGUGGAGGAAACUCAUCCGAAAAAAGUAAAGAAAGUCAAAGAUGAAAAAAAUAUGAAAAUCAUAUUAACUUCAAAAACAAAAACGGGUAAAAUUUGAUUUCUCAUGUAUUCAUUUAUAAUCUGGUAGAAAUUUUUCACUUCAAGUAUUUGGGAGGAGUAUAAUGAGACUAAAGAACACAUGUGAGUUCUACAUUAUAGUCCUCAACGA